Messenger RNA from Equus caballus (horse), 559 nucleotides. Lineage: Eukaryota; Metazoa; Chordata; Mammalia; Perissodactyla; Equidae. The record is from RefSeq and is a predicted model, not a curated record.
CGCACGCUCCGAGCCUCGCGCCUUUGAACAGCAGUUGCUCACUCGGAUGCAACGGGUCGGUAGCGGUCUCCCCAACGGGAGCCAGGUGGCGUCCCGGCGUCCCAGCGUGGCCCUUGCCGAACAGAACCAGGUGGCCACACUGCCGGUGCGGCUGCUCCGGGACGAUGUGGCAGCUGUGCCGGACGAUGUCCAUGCGAAGGAUGGCUUCCAGAUGAAGGUGAAUGCCCGCGGCUUCACCCCCGAGGAGCUGAUGGUGCAAGUGGACGGCAGAUUCUUGAUGGUGACGGGCCAGCGGCAACUGGAGGGCUGCAGCUCAAAUGGCUACAGCUACCGCAUGGCGCAGCAGGUGCACCAGCAAGUGCAACUACCGCCAGACCUGGAUCCCACUGCCAUGACCUGCUGCCUGACCCCCUCUGGCCAGCUGUGCUUCCGAAGCCAGUCCCCAGCGCUGCCUUCCCCUGAAGCCCAAACAGGACCGUCCCCAAAACUCAGGAGCCGCGGCUCUAAGAAGGGUUCCAACCUAGCCUGAGCCAGUAAACCACCACCGUAGUGUGCAGCA